AUGGAGACCAAACCGGUCAUCACCUGCCUUAAAACCCUCCUCAUCGUCUACUCCUUCGUCUUCUGGAUAACAGGAGCCAUCCUGCUGGCCGUGGGAGUAUGGGGGAAGUUGAUGCUUGGCCCGUACAUCUCUCUGAUAGCCGACAACUCCACCAACGCCCCGUAUGUCCUCAUUGGCACCGGCACCGUCAUCAUCGUCUUCGGCCUGUUCGGAUGCUUCGCCACCUGCAGAGGAAGCCCAUGGAUGCUGAAGCUGUACGCCAUGUUUCUGUCGCUCGUCUUCCUUGCCGAGUUGGUGGCCGGGAUCUCUGGAUUCGUGUUUCGCCAUGAGAUAAAGGGAACCUUUCACAGGACGUACAAUGACGCAGUCCUGAACUACAAUGCUGAGGACGAGGCGAGCCGCGCUGUGGACAACUUGCAGCACAAGCUGCGUUGCUGUGGAGUGUACAACUACACCAGCUGGUUGGCCAGUGUGUAUUAUCCCUCCAACGGUAUUCCUGCCAGCUGCUGCUUUAACUCCUCCGACUGCAACCAAGAAGACCUCCGCAACGCAACCAUAGCCCCGAGCAAGGUCUUCCACCAGGGCUGCUAUGAGCUGGUCACUUCAUUCAUGGAAACCAACAUGGCCAUUAUUGCAGGAGUGACGUUUGGGAUCGCCUUCUCACAGCUGAUUGGCAUGUUGCUGGCCUGCUGUCUGUCCAGGAUCAUCACAGCCAAUCAGUAUGAGAUGGUCUAGCUGACGUGACGUGGCAGGGAGAUGAAGAGAAGAAGCAACAACGACGCUCAACACACGACAAGAGUAAAUUCCCCGAAACACUCUCACACGUCUGAAUUGGAAUUUACGUCCCUCCGUCUCUCUGCCUGUGAUCUUAAUGUAAUAUCUUCAUGUAUCUUAUUGUAAAGCACCAUUCCUUGACUCACUGCUGUUGCAUCAACGCUUUCUGCAUCACACACCGCUCUGCUGCUUGAUGUUUAUAGUUGCUCAUUAGCACAUAUCUUAGAUCGGCACGGCCCACAUCCAGCAGGUAGACCCGACCUGUCUCGAGGUCGACGGCGGUGUUGGUCCCAGAUACAUGACCGGGUGCUACUUGGCUUCUCAGCUGGACGCAGCAUGCUCGACCGAUCGCCAGCAGAAGACCACCACACAUCUUUGUACAGAAUGACAUGACUAAAGCUUGAAGUAAUACUUUAAUAGAUUGGUUUAGUUUUGCAUUUUGCCUUUGCUAUCGCUCACCAUUGUAAUAUUCCUGCGGUUGUGACAUUUUGUGAACCGAUUAUGUGUACUGACGAUGAUAUUUUAAUAAGAAAAUUGACAACUGAAAGAAGAGGGGGAGCUUUUAGAGAGUAUUUUUUAUCUGUAGAUAUGUUUUUGACCCGAGUAUUUAAUUUUUAACUUAAAGGCGCAGUAGGAGAUAAGUUACAUUUUCAAUUGUUAUUCAGUAUUUUGAGUUAAAUCUUAACAACAAGAAAUGUGAAUAUUUGCUGUUAA
Messenger RNA from Limanda limanda (common dab), 1488 nucleotides. It is a transcript of the gene tspan7, whose product is annotated as tetraspanin 7b. Gene Ontology annotation, cellular component: membrane. The transcript has 8 exons. The coding region runs from base 1 to 735 and encodes 244 amino acids. The record is from RefSeq and is a predicted model, not a curated record. Lineage: Eukaryota; Metazoa; Chordata; Actinopteri; Pleuronectiformes; Pleuronectidae.